AUGUCAACCGGUGGCACCACCACCACUAAAUCCGCCAGCGGUAGUCCCGGACAUGGUGGUCCCAUCACCCACCGACGCCGCGUUCCAGAUUCCAUGACAGACGCCGAGAAAGCGUGUGAUCACGUUUCAUGCCCAUCUGAUCACACCAGUGACGUCGACGACGAUGAUAUAUACAGCAACAAUGACGGUGGACACGGUGGUUGGCAUUACCAUCACCACCACCAACACCACCCGGCAAUACGGUACAUGUUGGUACGUAAGAGGGUACCAGAAACGUGGGUUUUGGGCGUAGAAGACUUUUUGUUUAGAGUCUUUACAGUAUUGAAUUGUUGCAAAUCAAGGACGAAUAUGGGGCGUGUGGUAUUUGGGUUGUUAAUGGUGAUGUUGGUGGUCUCUGUUUUUUCGAAGUUCUAUCUGAUGGGUAAUCAUGUAGAGGAGGUGCAUGGGAAGAUUAGGACAGAGAAGGGGGUGUUGAUGCUUCAAGCGUUUAAGGAUGAUUGGUCUAAUGCUCAGAAUAUUUUGUCUGAGGUCCCUGAGAUUUGGAUGAAGCCAAAUAGCGAUAGUUACUAUCAAUGCAUUGCUCGACCAAGGAAUCGAAUAAGGACGGGUUCAGCGACGAAUGGUUACGUUAUGAUUCAUGCCAAUGGUGGAUUGAAUCAAAUGAGAACCGGAAUAUGUGAUAUGGUUGCUAUUGCAAAAAUUAUGAAUGCCACCUUGAUUCUCCCUUCUCUUGAUCACCGGUCCUUUUGGACUGAUCCUAGUGAUUUUAAAGAUAUUUUUGAUUGGAAGCACUUCAUUGAAGUUUUAAAAGAUGAUAUUGAGAUAAUCGAGUCCUUGCCAGCACAAUUUGCAACAAAGAAGCCUUUUCGUAAGGCCCCUGUAUCUUGGUCGAAGGCUGGUUACUACAGAGGGGAGAUUGUUUCGUUGUUAAGGAAGCAUAAGGUGAUUAAAUUUACCCAUACUGAUUCACGACUUGCUAACAAUGGCCUCGCAGUCUCUAUCCAGAGGCUUAGAUGUCGUGCCAACUAUGAGGCUCUUCGAUACACAAAUGAGAUAGAGGAGCUUGGGAAGAUAUUGAUCGAUAGACUUAGGAGAGAUGGUGAGCCAUAUAUUGCUCUUCAUUUAAGAUAUGAGAAAGAUAUGCUUGCAUUCACUGGCUGCAGCCACAAUCUUACCACAGCAGAGGCUGAGGAACUUCGUAAAAUGAGGUACAGUGUCAACCACUGGAAGGAGAAAGAGAUAGAUAGCGAAGAACGACGACUUCAAGGGGGAUGCCCAAUGUCUCCCCGGGAGACAGCUCUAUUCCUAAAAGCCAUGGGGUAUCCUCCAUCUACGACAGUAUACAUAGUUGCAGGAGAAAUUUACGGUAAUAACAGCAUGAACGCAUUUCGUUCAGAGUUUCGAAAUGUUUUCUCCCACUCCACUCUUGCAACAGAGGAAGAGUUGGAGCCUUUCAAGCGUUAUCAGAAUCGCCUUGCAGCCUUGGAUUAUAUUGUAGCCCUCGAAAGUGAUGUCUUUGUUUAUACAUAUGAUGGUAAUAUGGCAAAGGCAGUGCAGGGGCAUAGGAGGUUUGAAGGAUUUCGAAAAACCAUCAACCCUGACAGAUUGAAUUUUGUUAGACUGGUCGAUUUAUUGGAUGAAGGCGCUAUUUCUUGGGAAGACUAUACCACAGAGGUGAAGAGGCUACACUCCAACAGAAUUGGAGAACCAUACCUCAGAGAAGCAGGGGAAACACCAAGACUAGAGGAGAACUUUUAUGCAAAUCCCUAUCCUGGUUGUAUUUGUAAUAGAUCUCAGGGGCAAAUUAGUAGCCUGCAACUUGACCGGAGACCAAGUCCAAGGGCGGCCUCCCAACGAUAG
Molecule: messenger RNA, 1860 nt
Organism: Ilex paraguariensis (yerba mate)
Lineage: Eukaryota; Viridiplantae; Streptophyta; Magnoliopsida; Aquifoliales; Aquifoliaceae
Source: the annotation of a GenBank genome assembly